Messenger RNA from Ziziphus jujuba (common jujube), 987 nucleotides. RefSeq lists its product as uncharacterized. The transcript has a single exon. Lineage: Eukaryota; Viridiplantae; Streptophyta; Magnoliopsida; Rosales; Rhamnaceae. Bases 320 to 925 code for a protein of 201 amino acids. Gene Ontology annotation, cellular component: plasma membrane. The record is from RefSeq and is a predicted model, not a curated record.
AAUUGGAAAGGUUAGUUUAGAGUCCCUCUUUAGCGAUGCAAGUUUGGUAUAUUACUUUUUUAUAGACAAAGUUGAUGAACAAGCAAGGUCCCUGAAAUAGGAAGGUAUUAAAAUUGCAAUGUAAACCAUAGAAAUGCUUUAAAACCAGGAAAGGAAGAUACCAAAACCUCCCCUACCAAUCAACCUCUAAGAACCCUCAACUUAAAAAUUCCCUCCCUCCCUUCCUCUCUAAACUCACUCACUUUCUCUCCCUCAUAAAAUUCUCAAAACCCUCAAACAUUCUUUCCCCCCCAAUGUUCUCUUUACACCUCCUCCUCCAAUGUACUUCAAAAAACCCCAACGUGGCUCCGAGAAACGCACACACCCUCUCAUUUGGUUUGCUGCCAUUAUCUGCGCCAUCAUUGCCACCGCUGUCAUCAUCGCUGGGGUUGGUGUCUUCAUUGGAUACAUGGUUAUCCACCCGAGGGUCCCUGUUAUCGCCGUGGUCGAUGCCCAUCUCGACAAGAUUCAGAGUGACAUAGCUGGUUUGCUUGAAACCCAAGUAACCAUUCUGAUCAAAGCACAGAAUGACAACGCCAAAGCUCAUGCAAGCUUCUCUGAUACAAGCUUCAUAUUGAGCUUCCAAGGGAUGAUGAUAGCAAAACUGGUGGCAGAACCAUUUGAGGUGAAGAAGAAUGAUUCGGUGGAGUUCAACUACGUCGUUCCGUCAUCAUCUAUACCCCUGACUCCGGAUCAAAUGGACGAAGUGGACUUGGCUUUGAAGCAGGAUAAGAUUACGUUUGAUUUGAGAGGGAAUUCAAGGGCAAGGUGGAGAAUUGGUUUGUUUGGUUCGGUUAAGUUUUGGUGCCAUUUGAGUUGUCGGCUUAAGUUUCAUCCUUUGAAUGGAACUUACAUGAACGCACCUUGCAGUUCUAGGGCUAAAUAAUUGAAAUAAUAAUUCGUUUCCAUUUUUCUUUUCUUUUUUUUUUUUUUUUUUUGGGGGGGGGA